This is a messenger RNA of Ochlerotatus camptorhynchus, 2293 nucleotides long. Its product is annotated as patj homolog. The record is from RefSeq and is a predicted model, not a curated record. NCBI's taxonomy places the organism in Eukaryota, Metazoa, Arthropoda, Insecta, Diptera, Culicidae. The transcript has a single exon. Gene Ontology annotation, molecular function: protein binding. Bases 1 to 2166 code for a protein of 721 amino acids.
AUGGUCCUAAGCACUGAGUGGUCUCAGGUGGAGAUAAUCGAUCUCGUCAACGAUGGCAACGGGCUCGGAUUUAUGCUCGUUGGGGGCCGCAGCACGGGUGUGGUCAUAAAAGCGUUGAUUCCCGGAUCGGUGGCCGAGCGCGAUGGUCGACUGCAGAGCGGUGACCAUGUGCUCCAAAUUGGCGACGUUAACCUGCGCGGUUUUAGUUCGGAGCAGGUGGCAACGGUGUUACGACAAUCUGGCCAACAGGUACGGUUGAUAGUGGCCCGGCCGGUGGAACCUACCUCUCCAGAUUAUCAAGCCUUAGCCAGCCAUGCACCGAUCAUUCCUACCAAAAUGCUUACCGAUCCAGAGGAACUCGACCGGACCCUGCUGCAGACGGCCGGCUAUACAUCCGGAGCAUUCCUGCAGUCGCCCGUUGAGGAAGCCGAAGAGCUUUGUCCGACCCACAUCGAGGUGGUCGCCGUGAACAAUACAAUAAAUAUCGAUAAUAAUAGCCUAGCUUUAAUUUCUCCUUCGUCGAUUUCGAUUCCACAAGUGCUUAGUCAACCAUUGUUGGAAGCGGUUCUUCCAUCACCAGAUCCGCUGGAUUAUAUGGAUCUUCCGGAGACGCCCGAGACGGAAACCUACGAGGUGGAGUUGAGAAAAAAUGUUUACGGCUUGGGAAUAACCGUGGCCGGCUACGUAUGUGAAGAGGAAGAUCUUUCGGGAAUCUUUGUGAAGAGUAUAAUCGAGGGAAGUGCUGCGGAGAUGAGUGGAAUGAUUCAGAUUAACGAUCGUAUCGUGGCUGUGGAUGGAAAAUCGCUCAGUCGAGUUACAAACCAUCAGGCGGUGGAAAUUUUGCGAAAUACGGAUAUUGCGGUGAAAUUGACCCUGGAGAGAUUCCUACGGGGCAGAAAGUACGAACACCUGCAGGUGGCUCUGAUCGAUACAAGUUCGGCAAGUGCUGCCGCCACCAGUAAUCCACAGCUAUCGCAUUGUAAUCAGAGGUGUUCCAUGAUACAGUCCCCAUCGGUGACGACGCUAUCGAUAUGUGCGGCUAAAUCGGACGCCGAUUCCAUGGUAACCGAGUGCGGUGAGUGCGGAAUCGAUCCGGAAAUGGAAUCGGCGACUACGUUCGAUUCGAAUGUGUUUCUGCUGGAAAAUGGUGACUGUAGCGAAAACGGUCUGUAUGAAAACGGUGCUGUGCUGUCUGCGAUGGCGGCAUCGGCUGCUACGACGCCACUCAGAGAAGAUCUGGAGCUAGUGUUUGACUCCCGCGGGGAAGAAGUUCGAAGUGCUUCUCAGCUAGUUACGCCGAUAGUGGAAAUCGAUCCGGUGAUUGAAUUGUGGCAACGACAGAUGGGAAACAGUCUGGUUAUAUUUGCUGAUAUUCAGAAGUUAUCGGGAUUGGGAAUCAGUUUGGAAGGCACGGUGGAAGUGGAAGGGGGAGUGGAGGUUCGCCCUCAUCAUUAUAUACGGUCGAUCUUGGAAGAUGGUCCCGUAGGGCGGAACGGGACAUUGAAGCCUGGUGAUGAAUUGCUGCAAGUGAACGAACAUCGUCUGCAGGGUUUAAAACAUAUCGAAGUGGUUAAGAUUCUUAAAGAACUACCCUCAAAAGUGCGAGUGAUCUGUGCACGCGGAUCAUCAGCUCCUACUGUGAUCAAUACAUCUCAAAAUGCGGAAGCAUUUGAAGCACGUAGUCUGCUCGCCGGUGGAUUGCAAAGUUUACAAAGUUUGCAAGGUAUUCUUACGAAAGCUCAGUCGGAAAGUUCGCUGUAUACCUCGAGUACGGCGACCUUGACGGAUCAACAACGGUCCAAGUCCGUCGAACAAGUGUCUGGCCUAGCACUGUGGACCAACGAGAUAAUUUAUUGCAACAUCGAAAAAACGGAACGUGGCUUCGGUUUCUCAAUCUUGGACUAUCAAGAUCCGCUGGACACCGAAGGAACAGUCAUCGUGGUCCGUGGGCUGAUACCAGGCGGAUCAGCUGAAGCAACCAGUUUUAUCUUCCCCGGUGACCGGCUCGUUUCGGUCAACGAGCAUAGUCUUCAAGGUGCCACGCUGGACCAAGCGGUGAGUAUAUUGAAAGGAAUACCUUUGGGAACGGCACGUAUCGGUCUUUGCCGGCCACUGUCCACGUCGGAUAACAAUCUAUCGUCCACACCGGAAACUCCCACCACCUAACUACGAAUAAUUGAUCUGUUUUUCGAGCUUGACAUCUAAUCAUCGGUAGCAAGACUCGGUACAUUGACUAAAAGCAGAUCAGUUCAGUUCAUUAACCAGUUAGUUUUACCAUGCAAUCAGUUGGCGA